Messenger RNA from Argiope bruennichi, 7526 nucleotides. RefSeq names its product la-related protein 1B-like (gene larp). The transcript is spliced from 19 exons. Gene Ontology annotation, cellular component: cytoplasmic stress granule; cytosol. Lineage: Eukaryota; Metazoa; Arthropoda; Arachnida; Araneae; Araneidae. Gene Ontology annotation, molecular function: RNA cap binding. Gene Ontology annotation, biological process: mRNA stabilization; positive regulation of translation. Bases 351 to 3341 code for a protein of 996 amino acids. The record is from RefSeq and is a predicted model, not a curated record.
CGGUCCGAAGAGACGAAGUAUCAACAAAGUCUAUACUCUCUACUCGAGAUAAGUAUAUUCUCGUAUCUCGUGGUACUUGUGUUGUGCCUACGUAGUUCACGUUGAAUUUAGAAUACAUAAAAACUAAUUAUACACUUAUGAAAUUUCUCAUUAUUACUUUAUAAUUUAAGCAUAAAAUUUUUUCCUUGAGCUGUAACUGUUGGUUUAAUACUAUUUUGACUAACUUGCUAAUUUCGUACGAAUCUCAGGAAGCACGUUUCGCCAUAUGGCUAUUUCGAUAAGGAGUUUGUAAAACUUCUUUAUUAACACUAAUUUUGAAGGUGGAGUUGGAAGCUUCUUGCCGGUUAAACAUGGAAGCCCAGGAUGUUCCUGAAGCAUCUAAGGAGGAUCCCAGAUCUCUUAGUGAGUGGCCAACAUUGGGUGAAGUUCAUAUGAAUGAGAAGCAAGCAUCCAGUUCUGCUAAUACUGUUCCUGCAAAAACUUCUAAAGAACAGAGCCCAAAUGAUACUGGUGUAGAUGAUGAUUCUGCCAAAGAAAAUCAGGAAUCUGUGAAAUCAAAUACAGCUCCCCAAGCAAGGAAAAAAGGAUCUAAGCAAAAAUGGGUGCCAUUAGAUGUAGAAACAUUAAAAAGUGAUAAACGGAAGCUGACUCGCAAUGGAAAAGCUUUUGCGGGAAAGGAUGAUGGUACUUUCAACGGUGAACGGCGGAGGUCUGAAAGUGAUUCCAAGAAAUCUGAAAACAGGAAAGAUCGAAAUGGCAAUUCACGCCAGCGAGGUAAAAAGGGACGUGGGUAUUCUAGAGAUUGGAAUUCAAAGCGAAGGGGAUAUUCCCAAGAUGAAGCUUACUACCAGGACAUGAAUGGAUUUGUCCCAACAGAUAUGACCUAUUAUUCUUACUGUUCAUACUAUUGGAAUGGAUACCCAUUGUCUGAAGAAACACUAAAAGAUACUUUGAAAAAACAAAUAGAAUAUUAUUUUAGUGAAGAAAACUUGCAAAAAGAUUUCUUUAUGCGGAGAAGAAUGAAUUCAGAAGGGUUCAUACCUGUUGCUCUUAUUGCAAGUUUCCACCGUGUUCAAGCCCAAACCCAGGAUAUUACCAAAGUGCUUGAGGCUGUUAGCUCUAGUGAACUAUUGGAACUUAAAGAUUGCCCUGAAAAAGGUCCAUUGGUCAGAACUGUUAUUACUCCUGAAAAGUGGCCUAUUCAUGAUGCACUGUCAACUGAAUUCCAUAGUGAAAUUCCUGUUGUGAUUCCUGGAAAACAAUUUAAUAUUCCAGCUGAUGUUUCAGAGUCAACAGGAUCCAGUGCAAAAAGUGAGUCUCAGCAGAAGACUGGUGUAUUGCCCAAAAACGGCAACAGAAAGGAAUCAAGAUUCCGGACUAAAUCUUCUUCGACCAUGAAAGACAUAAAGGAAGAAAAUCCAAAGAUGUCUGAAAGUGAUGAACUUGAUUUUAAAUUUGAUGAAGAACUUAAAAACGAAGCUUUUGCAGAGACAAAAGAUAGGAAGGAAGACUCAGAUAAAAGUGGCUAUGAACUGAGUGAUCAAGAUGUUAAUAAACUUAUUAUUGUGACUCAAACAUCUGGAAGUCGAAAAAGUGACCGCAGUAAUAAAUCAAGCUUUCCCUCUUAUGUUAUGAGUCAAGAAAUGGCAUCUACUAUAAAUGAUGGUCUUCAUUAUUAUGAACAGGAUUUAAUUGGAAGGUACCAAACUGAUUUGGGUUAUCAAGGAGCUGGUUUGUACUAUGGGUCUAUGUCUUUACCAUCUCCAGGAAUGCACAUACCUAUGAAUGACCCCCAGAUGUCUGGGAAAUGGUCUUAUGCAAAUCAUACUCCUGCUUCAAGAUUUUAUCCUGUUGUGAGAACCAAUAGUUUUUCCAUGGAAACGCAGCGGCAAAGAUUUCAAAAAAUGCGGAGUAACAGCGAUGCCAUGGGACAACAUGUUGGAUGGGUGAUGGACAUAAAAGAACACCCCUCUCGUUCCCGGACGAAUUCUUCCAGUGAAAGCGUUUUAUCACCUAGUAGUUAUGGUAGUACUCCUCAACUUUUGCCCUCAUUUGAACAUCCAAGCCAUGCUUUAUUAAAAGAAAAUGGAUUUACUCAAAUAGAAUACCAAAAUUAUCGUAAACGAUGUUUAAAAGAAAGACAAGAUCUUGGCAUUGGUCAGUCUCAAGAAAUGAAUACUCUCUUUCGUUUUUGGUCAUUCUUCCUCAGAGACCAUUUUAAUCGUAAAAUGUAUAAUGAAUUUCGCAAAUUAGCUCAAGAAGAUGCAAAGAAUCACUACAGGUAUGGUUUGGAAUGUCUCUUCAGAUUUUUCAGUUAUGGGCUUGAAAAACAUUUUAGAGAAGACAUUUAUGAAGACUUUCAACAGGAAACCUUAAAAGAUUUACAGAAUGGUUAUUUAUAUGGAUUGGAAAAAUUUUGGGCGUUUUUGGAGUACUCAGGAAAAAAGGAUACCUUAAAUGUGGACCCAGUUCUUAAAGCAACCCUUCAAAGAUUUAAAACUGUGGAAGAUUUCAGGGCAUAUGAAUGUAGUUAUGCCACUGGUCCUACUGUGGAAAGACAUCGCAAUUUAUCUGAAUCUUCAGGGUCAAGACAGAAUAAAAACUUUGAUUCCAGAUCACGUAGAAAUACUAUAUCAGCUGCUGAUACAUCUCGCCGCCGAAAAGGCAGUGGUUCCAAAAAUGAUUCUAAAAAGAGUUCCAUUCAAAAUAAGCAACCUUCAUCUGAAACAAAAAAUGUAGUUUCUGAUACAGUCAUUGAUUCAUCUUCUGAAACUAAUAAACAAAUCAAAGAAGUUUCAGAAAGUGAAAAUUCCAUCAAUUCUUCAUCAGGAAAAUCCAGUGAUUCAUUAUCUAAUCCAGAAACCCUGUCAAAAGGCUCCCUAUCCUCUAAUGAUUCAAAUAACCCUGGCGUAAGUGAUCCAGAAUUGAACCAUACUGAUCCGACUGCUUCUGAAAGUGUAUCAGAUGUCACUGAAAAUAGUAUUGCAAAUGAAAACUCCAGUAGUCCUGCUACUGAAUCUGUGGCUGAUACAGAGUGUACUUCUGAUAUUUUGCCAAAAGAAAAAGAAAAUUCUACUUCUGAUUCAUCAGAGAUAAAUUCCAGUGAAUCAUUGUCCAAAAAAUCCAAUAGUCCUGAUAACACCAAAAUUCACGUGGAAUCAGAAGCUACAGUACCAAAGCUUGAAGAUGCAUCCCUUGAAGUCAAGGAGAAUUCCUCAAUUGAUAAUACUGAGGUAUUGAGCAGUACUAUUUCCAGCGCAAACCCCAAUGGAAACGAAAGUAAUGCUACCACAUCAGAAUCUUGUACUGUGAAUGAUUUAAAAGAAGAAAAGCACGACUAAAGAUUUUUUUUUUUUUUAUUAAGUAAGAUUAUUUUUGUUUCAAAUACCCUUUUUGGUAGUACUGACUUGUACAUAUAAAAUUAUAGGUGUAUGUACUUAUAAAAUUACAUGCUUACUUUCUCAUUUAUCUAUGUAAAAUGUUUCUUUAUUUUCAUUUCUAUGAUGCUAAUGAUACUGUAAUCUAUAAAGCCUUUAUGUGAAAUGGCUCAUUUUCUAUAUUAGUACAUUAAUCUAGCACAACAAUGAUGUAUGCAUACCAUUUGUAAUAAUUUGGUAUAGGUAUAUAUUUUUAAGUUUAUUAAUGGAAAUUUAAUGAAACAAUUUAUUUUGGUUAAUUUAAAUUCAGAACUACUUUUAAAUUUUUCUUUAACUCCUUGUACUUCCUUUGAUAUAUGCAAUUGAAAAAUAAUGUACAGAAUAGUGUACUCUUAAUUAUAUUAUGAAGCACCAUUUAAUGUAAUGAUUUUUAAUAGCAUGUAGUCGUAGAUUCAUUAUUUCUUUAAAUUCUAUUUCUGCCUUGAUCAUAAUUGCAUUUAUGAAACGUCACUUACUAUUUUGAAUUAAUUCAUAAUCAUUAGAGGACAGGCUUACCUCUGAUGAAUUCUCUUUUAAAGUCAUUCUUUAAGUAAACAAUGACUGAAUUCUAAUUGCUAUAAAAUUAUCACUUUUCCAUUCCUAACAUUUUAUUACUGAAUGGUCAAUAGUAUAACUUAAGUUUGCCUUUUUUCAGGUGGGUUUUCUUUCCCUUUUCUCUUCCCAAGAAUAAGUCCAGAUAUUUCUUCAUUUUUUCCCUCUGUUCCUGAGUUCAAGCUAUUACAAAUUUAAAGUGAUUUUGUGAUAAAGAUAUUUUUGUAUUGGGAACUGAGCUCUAGAAGUACACAAAAUUCGUUUGUGCCAUUUUCAAGUAAUAUUUGUGCCUUGUAUCUUUGUAUAAAAAAAAAAUCUCUGAAAAAGUGCAAACUCUCAGUUAAGAGUUAAAUUUCUCUUUGUAUUUGAUUAGUUAUAUUCAAUGUAAUAUAUGAUGUAUGUUUAAAAAUCUAAAUACAAGUAUUAUUUUAAUACUACUUUAUGUAAAAAGUGCGAUUUGCCUAGUAAAUUUCAGUUGAAAGAGGCAGUAUGUAUUGUAUUGAUUUUCCAAGAAUGAAAGGAAUUAUAUAGUUACUAUGCUGUGGUUUGUAUGAAAGUUUUCACGUAUACCUUUAUUUUAUACCGCAAGACAAGUCAUGCAAGAAAAAUGUUAUCUUGCAUCUAUAGAAAAUUUGUACAUUUGGUAGAUAUGUAUUUACUUUGUAUCAUCGUGAUACAAUAACGGUUUAUUGUCAAACAUUUUUUAUUUAAUGUUUAGUAAUUAAACAUUUCCUUUUGUGUAUGAUGUACUUAUUUUGAGUGAGUGCAGCUUUAUAUGUGAAAUACAUCUUGUUGGGAAAGUUAUAUUUUUCUAGUUACAUUUAAAUUCAUGUGACAAUGUAUAGAUUUUUAACUUGAUUGUGACAUAAAACACUGGCAUUUUCUUGGCCUUUUUGAAGAAAAACACCUAUCCUGUGUUUCCUAGUGUACUAGUUUUUCAGAGGAUUGACUAUCUAUGCAUUCAUUAUUAACGAUUUUCUCUCUGCGGGAAAUUUAACAUUUUCUACGUGACGUUAUAUUUAAAUUUUUUAGUAUUUAGAACUGGCGAAGAAAAUUGUUGAGUUAGUGUUUAAGCAAUGUAAAAAUGUCAGCAAUAUUUAUAAGAAAAAUAUUGAAAAAAAGCUCCAAAAUGUGAGCUAUAUAUAAAUGUCGUUGGAUUUGUAUCCCUUCAAGUGUUGUGAACUUGUGUCCUAUUAUUUGUGAAUUAUUUUUGAUAUUUCAUGUUUGUUAGCUUCUGAAAUACUCAAAAGCUAAGGAUGUAAAAAUUUCAGUUAUGUAGCUUUUUGAGUGUAAAUGUAUAAGCUGAUUUCUAUUUCUUUGAUUACAUCCAGUUUGGUGCUUUUUUAAAUGAAAAUUUUAUAAUAGUUUUGCUGCUGUAAACAAUAAGGUUCAGUGCCAAAUUGAAGUCAAUAAUUGCAAAGUUUGUUGAUUAUUUUUACAGUUAUUUCUAAGCAUUUUACUGACAGUUAGAAAUAUUCUGUGCUUCAGAUGCCUAUAAUGAAGUUUACAGUUCCUUUUUAAAAUUUAAAUUUCAGAAAAAUAUCAAUGUUUUAGUUCAAAUUUUCUGUUCAACAUUUUUAAUUCAUCUAAAUAUAUAUAUAUACUGAUAUGCAUUCUUAUCUUAUUUGCUUCCAUACCUGUUCUCCAACAAAUAUAAAACAUGAAAAUUGUAAAAUAUUUUUUAAGGAUGUAAAUACUAAAGUGAAACCGAUUCUUGGAAUAAUUUGUUCCUUCCAUGUUUUUUACCAAUCAUUAUGUCAUUACCUGUCAAAUAUAUAUAUAAAGCAAAAAGAUUAUUAAGUCUCAAACAUUAAAUAAUUGGUUCGCUCUAACUAUUAUCUUUAAUUGGAACAUUUUGGGAAUGUUAUUCCUUAAAAUAUUUUUAUCUCUAGUCAAUGUUCAUGAUCCAAUAAUUGCUUAACCCUAGUCUAUUGAAUUUCUUGUUUGAUUUGUUAAUGAUUGGUAAUAGUGUAAGAAAAAUAAAAUUGUGUGCUCUAAAAUGAGCAUAUGUUUCAAAAGAUAAUAAACUAUAGUCUUUAUUUUCUCUGGCAUUUAUUUUUGCAUUUCAUUCAGAAAAUUUCUAUCCUAUGUGAACAUGCUGUUUUUCCAAAAGCCAAGCAUGCAUUUUCAGAUAAUUCCGUUUUUUACUAGUGCCUUGAAGUUCGUCGAAUUCGCUAGAAUAUUUUAUAGAUAAUCUAAAAAUUAUGUUCAGUUUUUUCCACACUUUCGCUUAUGUGAAGAUAUUUGGAAAGGGGAGGGCAGUGUUUUAUAUUUAUUAGAUGUUAACAUAUGCGUAGCCUUCUCGAACUUUCUUGGUUCGGAUAUUUUAAGAUAUGCCGUAAAUAAGAAUUCAUUGUUAAAAUGUUUUUCAUUGUAAUUCGUUCUUUGUUGUUUUUCUUAUACCUUUAUUGGUUUUAAAUAAGUGCUCAACUUGUGGUUUGAAUACAAUUUGUUACACCUAAUACAUUAAUUUGUUGCGUGUAAUGCAAUAAUUUGUUAUACCUAAUGCAUUAAUUUGUUACAUGUAAUGAAAUAAUUUGUUACAACUAUGCAAUAAAUUUAUCUUGUACAAAGAGGUAUUCAAAUACAUAACCAUUUAAUUAUUCUAGCAAUAAUAUACUCAUUUUUCUUUGGUAAACGCCCAUUGUGUGCCAAAUUUAAGUUUCCUUUAACUUCAAAUCAGGCAUUAGAUGGAUAGUUGUAUUCAUUAAAUCUAUUUAAUGGUUACAAAAGCUUCUGAACAAUUUUCGGUCGACUAAUUAAGUUCUAAAAAAAUCCCCUUAAAUUUAAAAUCAUUUUGUUACAUUUUGUAAUUUCAUCUUGGUUUGUAGAAUGCAUGACUCAUGAUUCAAUAAAAUUCAUUGAGAUUGUAUGUUUUUGGAAUGGUACAUUACCUUUUCAAAAACAGGAGCUUUUCAUCUAGUGCCAUUUUCACUCAAUUUAAUUAUUCAAUAGCUCUCUUAAUUAGAGACUUGACAGAAUUUUGGGUUUUCCUCAGGGUCAUGAGCUAAAUUCUUAUCUUUCUUCAAGUAGCUAAAUUCUUUUUGUGAUGGGUUUAUAAAAUUUUUGCAGUAUAUUUGAGAUUUAAACGCUGUGAUCCCAGUGAACAGUUCAGUGUUUUAAGUAAAACUUAACUGUGAAAAUUUUGCAUGAUUCUAUGGCAAAUAUUCUUUUGUUGUCACAAUAUAGUCAUUCUUUACUUAAAAAUAUUUGUGUUUGUACAUAAUUUUUGUGAAUUACUUUGGAUUAUCUACAGAUUAAACUUCUAUUGUGUAUGUCAAAUGUACAUUUCAUUUUUGCUCAAGUGCAAGCAUUCGUGAAUAGUGUGAAUAGCUUUAAAGUUCUAAAAGUGCCUGUUUUCUGAUCUGAAAAUUUGUGUGAAGUGAUUAAAAAUGUACCUAUGUAUUGUAAAGGUGCAUCAAUAUGAUGCUUGUAUUGUGUAAUUAAGCUUUUUGCUACAUUUAUUACUGCUUGAUUGUUUCUGUUAUGAGGUUUGGGACAUUUGAUUAUUUCAUGUGUGUAUGUGUGUGUGCGGGCAAUAAAAAACAAUGAAAAUCA